This is a messenger RNA of Microcebus murinus (gray mouse lemur), 5754 nucleotides long. Lineage: Eukaryota; Metazoa; Chordata; Mammalia; Primates; Cheirogaleidae. The record is from RefSeq and is a predicted model, not a curated record.
AGGCGGCCGUUGCUAGGCGCCGCGCUGCGUGCCCUGCGUGGGGCGCGGCGGCAGAGGCGGGAAGCUCGAGCUGUGGCGCCAUGGCCCCGGCGUGGCAGCAGCCCUUCCUCAACGUCUUCAGACACUUCAAGGUGGACGAGUGGAAGCGGUCCACCAAGGAGGGGGACGUGGCUGUGGUGACGGACAAGACCCUGAGGGGCAGCGUGUAUCGCAUCCGGGGCUCCGUCUCUGCCGGCAGCUACAUCCAGCUCCCCAGGACCAGCACACAGUCCCUGGGGCUGACGGGGCGGUACCUGUACGUGCUCUUCCGGCCCCUGCCCAGCAAGCACUUUGUCAUCCACCUGGACGUGUCCACCGAGGACAGCCAGGUCAUCCGAGUGUCUUUCUCCAGCCUCUUCAAGGAGUUCAAGUCCACAGCCACAUGGCUUCAGUUCCCCUUUGUCUUUGAGGCCAGGACAACCGGGAGAGACCUUGCAGGUGCGGCGCCCCCGGGUGCCCGCUGGACCUUCCUGCAGCUCGACCUGCAGGACAUCCUUCUGCUCUACCUGAACCGCAGCUACAGCCACCUCAAGAGUGUCAGGUUGUGUGCCAGCCUGCUGGUCAGAAACCUCUACACCAGCGACCUGUGCUUUGACCCAGCUGUCACUGUCACUGGGGCCCAGAGGGCCAAGCUGCCCGUCAUUCCUGUGCCUCGGGAGAUGGCGUUCCCGGUGCCAAAGGGGGAGAGUUGGCACAACCGCUAUAUCCACGUGCGGUUUCCACGUGAUGGCAUGGAGGUGCCUCCGGAGCCAGUUCCGAAAAGCUGUUCUCCAGCGGCAGUCCUCCCGGGCCCUGCGCCACGGCUUCUUCCCUGCCUGGUGGCUGUCAGCAGACCCACGCAGGACAGCGUGUCCCCUGAGGUCCAGACACCCAGCCCCACAGCCGCCCCCUCGGUGCCCAGGCCCCUCCCAGAGGUCACCCUGUCCUGCGAGUGCUCGGAGAGCUCCAGUGUCCGUGGCCGAGAGCCCUCGGCCCAGAUGGAGUCCGCUGAGGUGGACGUGGCUGCCGACGGCGUCCACGUUUUUGCUCACGAGUCAGCUGUGGUGCCCGUGACCUUUGAGGACACCGGCUCCCGAGAACCUCCCAGUAGAAAGCAGAGCGGGCAGGAGGCAGCUUUGGGCAAGGAUCUCUCUCAACAAAGGCACUUUCUCCCGGACCCCAUCCUGAGGCUCAAGGGAGUCAUCGGCUUUGGGGGCCACAGCACCAAAUGGGCCCUGUGGACCAAGGACGGGGCGGCUGUCGUCUACCCCUGCCACGCGGCCAUCGUGGUCCUGCGCGUUGACACGGGGGAGCAGCGCUUCCUCCUGGGCCACACGGACAAGGUCUCCGCGCUGGCGCUGGACAGGGGCAACGUGCUGCUGGCCUCUGCACAGGUGCGGCCCCCCUGCGUGCUGCGGCUCUGGGACUUCCAGACCCAGGCCUGCCUGUCGCUGUUCCGUAGCCCCAUGCACGCCGUCAGUGCCCUCAGCCUCUCCGACAGCGGCGCCCUUCUCUGUGGAGUCGGCAGGGACCGCCACGGGAGGACGGUGGUGGUGGCUUGGGACACAGGCCCCGUGGGCCUUGGCGGUGAGGUGGCUGUCCUCGCGAAGGUGCGCACUGACUUUGACAUCCAGGCUUUCCGGGUCGCCUCCUUUGAUGGAACCAGGAUGGCAUCGUGCGGGCAGGGCAGCGUGCGGCUGUGGCGGCUACGCGGCGGGGAGCUGCGCUCCUGCCCCGUGGACCUCGGGGAGCACAGAGCGCUGCAGUUCACCGACCUGGCCUUCGAGCAGGCCCAGCACAGCGGCCCGGAGCCCUCGGCCCCAAUGCUCUAUGUGAGCAGCCCCAGUGGCCAUGUCCUGGAGAUCGACCCCCAGCGCAGGGCCCUGCAGUGCGCCCGCUGCCUGCUGCCCACACGGACCUCCAGUGGGCCCUGCCCACAGCCACAGACCCUCGGCUCAGGCCCUGGCAUCGCCAUCAGCACCCUCAGCGUGUCCCUGGCCCUGUGUGCCGUGGGCUCCGAGGAUGGCUACCUGCGGCUCUGGCCCCGGGACUUCUCCUCAGUGCUGCUGGAGGCGGAGCAUGAGGGCCCCGUCAGCUCCAUCUGCAUCAGCCCCGAUGGCCUCCGAGUGCUGUCCGCCACCACCACGGGCCACCUGGGCUUCCUGGACGUGGCGUCACGGGAGUACAGUGUGCUGGCCCGUGCCCACACGGCCCCCGUGCUGGCUUUCUCCACGGAGCAGAGCCGUGGGCUGCUGGUCACCGCGUCCCAUGACCACACCGUCCGCGUCUGGGACCUGGCCACCCUGCAGCAGCUGUAUGACUUCACGUCACCCGAUGAGGCCCCGUGUGCCGUCACCUUCCACCCCACGCGGCCGGCCUUCUUCUGCGGCUUCAGCAGCGGGGCUGUGCGCGCCUUCAGCCUGGAGGCCACCGAGGUCCUGGUGGAACACACGUGUCCCCGAGGAGCCAUCACUAGCCUGGCUGUCACUCCAGACGGCAACCUCCUGUUCAGCGCCUGCUCUCAGGGCAGCCUGGUGCAGCACAGCUGUGCUGGGCCCCGGUGCUGCGUCCUGCGCGUGGCAGCCCACUCAGUGUGCCCAGAUGCCCACCCAAGCCCCAGCGCCCUGGCAGUCAGCGGGGACGGCCGCCUGCUGGCCUUCUUGGGCCCCUCCAAGUGCACAGUGACUGUCGUCGACCCAGCCUCCCUAGACGAGCUGCUGCGGGUCGAGGUCGGUACCCCGGACCUGGACUCCACUGUGGCCGUGUGCUUCGGCCCCACGGCCCUGGGCCACCUGCUGGUGUCCACGUCGUCCGGCAGAGUUGUGGUGCUGGACGCCGCAUCAGGCCGCACCGUCCGGGAGCUGCGCGGUGCCCACCCCAGGGCCUGCCCCUCCCUGGCCCUCAGCGAGGACGCCUGCUUGCUGCUGACAGCCGCCGGCCGAGCUGUCACGGUGUGGGACUAUGCGGCACAGCCCAGCCCCGGCUCCCAGGUGUACAUCGGCCACUCAGAGCCCGUGCAGGCUGUGGCCUUCACCCCCGACCAGCGGCAGGUCCUCAGCGUGGGGGAUGCCAUCUUCCUCUGGGACAUCAUGGCCGCCUCUGAGAGUGACUGGAGCUUGUCCAGGUCCCCCCCAACCUGUGAGGCCGGCCUGGGCCCAGGACAGCUGGAGGACGCGGAGUGUGGGGCCGGCGGGCUCCCUCGGCCACACGUGCCUGUGCCGUGGCAGGAACCCGCACCGCAGCCAGGCGUCUGUGCCGGGCCCCUCGAGGGCGGUGAUGGCGCACUAUCCACGGCAGACGAGGAAGGACGCUGCGAGAAGAGCCACGGCCCCGAGGGGCCUCGCCAGGCCGCAGGCCCACGCGUGCUGGAGGAGGAGGCCGGCGGGGCUGGAGAUGGGGCCUUGGGGGCUGCAGGUGCCCGGAGCACCAGGAAGGGGGGUGCCCAGCCCGGCGCCCACCUGGGCUCCUAUGAGGACCUCCCGGCUGGCCACACGACGCCCACCAAGGUGCCCUUCCUGAUGGUCCUUGGCCUCGUGCCUGUCGCCGGCUCCAGUCUCCCACCCCGGCUUCCCUGUCCAUGCUCCCAGCUGCCCUCGCCUGCCGGCCCGGGUGAGCCCCAGAAAGCUGCCCGUGCUCAGGCUCCGGGCCCGAGCAGUGGCACCAGCGCCGGGUCUACUUCCUCGCAGAGCGUCUCCUCCCCCGCCGCCAGCAGUGCGGGCCUGCGUCUGAAGGCCGUCCUGGGCUACAGCGGGAGCGGGCGGGCCAACAUGGUCUGGAGGCCGGACACAGGCUUCUUCGCCUACACGUGCGGCCGCCUGGUGGUCGUGGAGGACCUGCACUCCGGCGCCCAGCAGCACUGGCUCGGCCACCCCGAGGAGGUCUCCACACUGGCCCUCAGCCGCGACGCCCAGGUCCUGGUUUCUGCCUCGCGCCGCAGCCGCACAGCCGCCCACUGCCAGAUCCGCGUCUGGGACGUGUCUGGGGGCGUCUGCCAGCAUCUCCUCUCCCACCACGACACCGCUGUCCAGGCCCUGGCCUUCUCGCCGGACGACAGGCUCCUGGUCACCCUGGGGGACAGCGGCGACGGCACCCUUGCCCUGUGGAACACGGCCACCUACACGCUCCUGUGGUGCACCCGCCUCCUGGAGCCAGCAAGCGGCGUGGCCUUCGACCCCUGGGACGCCGACAAGCUGGCGUGCUUGGGGCAGGGCGCCGUCACCUUCUGGCUCCUGCAGCAGCGUGGGGCGGACAUCAGCCUCCAGGUGCACCGGGAACCAGUCCCCAAGGCCGCGGGGGCGGGCGCGCUGACCUCGCUGUGCUACGGGCCCCGCCCCCUGCUCUACUGUGGCUCCAGCGCCGGCCAGGUGUGCGUCUGGGACACACGUGCGGGCCGCUGCUUCCUGGCCUGGGAGGCGGAUGACAGCGAGAUCGGCGUGCUGCUGUGCUCGCGCUCCAGGCUGGUCAGCGGCAGCGGCGCGAGGCGCCUGCGUCUGUGGGCCGUGGGGACCGUGCCGGACCUGCGACGUGGGAGCGCCAGGUCCGGUUCCGUGUUCAUGGAGCACGAGCUCAGCCUGGACGGGGCUGUGGUGAGCGCCAGCUUCGAUGACGGCAUGGACAUGGGCGUGGUGGGCACCACGGCCGGCACGCUCUGGUACGUCAGCUGGGCUGAGGGCGCCAGCACCCGCCUCGUCAGCGGCCACCGGAGCAAGGUGAACGAAGUCGUCUUUAGCCCCAGCGAGUCCCACUGCGCCACGUGCGGUGAGGAUGGGAGUGUGCGGGUGUGGUCUCUGGCCAGCCUGGAGCUGGUGAUUCAGUUCCAGGUGCUGAACCAGAGCUGCCUCUGCCUCGCGUGGAGCCCCCCGGCCUGCGGACGCCCAGAGCAGCAGCGGCUGGCAGCGGGCUACAGCGACGGCACGCUGCGCCUCUUCAGCAUCUCCCGGACGGCCAUGGAGCUCAAGAUGCGCCCCCACCCAUCCGCGCUGACGGCCGUUGCCUUCUCUACUGACGGUCAGACCGUCCUCUCCGGAGACAAGGACGGGCUGGUGGCUGUGAGCCGCCCUUGCACGGGGAUGACCUUCCGCGUGCUGAGUGACCACCGGGGUGCCCCCAUCUCCACCAUCCAGGUCACAAGCAAAGAGUACGCAGACUUAGGGGUGCAGGGCACGGAUCUGUGGCUGGCUGCCAGUGGGGACCAGCGGGUCAGCGUCUGGGCCUCCGACUGGCUGUGGAACCGCUGUGAGCUCCUAGACUGGCUGAGUUUCCCAACGACUGCUGUCCUGGAGACACAGGACCACCAGCCGCCCGCCCUCGCUGCCUUCUGCCCCUGGGACAGGCUGCUGCUGGUGCACGCAGGCCUUGGUGUGCACAAGGAGGUGACCGUCUACAGCCUCCGCCAGAAGCAGGUGGUGGAGAGGAUAUCGCUGCCUUUCUUUGCCAUAUCCCUGAGCCUGUCCCCAGGGGCCCACCUCCUGGCCAUUGGCUUCGCUGAGUGCCUGCUGAGGCUGGUGGACUGCGCGCUGGGGACUGCCCAGGACUUUGCCGGCCAUGGUGAUGCGGUUCACCUGUGCAGGUUCACCCCGUCUGCCAGGCUGCUCUUCACAGUGGCCUACAACGAGAUCCUGGUGUGGGAGGUCACCAGCCACUGAGCUGUGGACCACAGUGCCAAGAAGCCGGAUUAUCGAUGGCCUCAUGCCAGGACAGGAUGGCUGGGACAGGCCAAGACUCCGUGUAAAUCAU